UAGGUCUGAGAAGGACUGAAUGGGAGCGGAGAACUUGCGCAAAAAGAAAAACAAUCGACUCACUUCCACUCACUGGUCGUCUGUGGUCCGGUGGCCGAUUUUGCGAAUUAGUGAAUGCGCGCUAGGGGGUUACUGAGACUUGGGUUAACAUUAGCAGAACAAGUGACAGUAAUAACGUUUAAGUAACACUAUCUAGUUUUUAUCUGUUACUUGGAGAGAUUUAUUACACUUUUUCCCCCCUCACCGUACUUGUCAGCCUUUGUGGGACCACUCGAAAAAUUGGAGCUCGAUCUGCCCAAAGCACAGUGCAAAAGUGCCAAAGAGACGUAACUGUGCAGAAGAGCACCUCUCCACUAAUACUGAUAGCGGACGGGACGUAUCUCGCUUUUAGCAAUUCUGAGAAAAGUUGUGCUUUAGGAUAGUGGCAGCGUUUGGGCUACCUGUUUGGGAGUGUGCAGCGCUCGGUACAGGGUGGGUGGGGAGGGGGGAGCUUUCUCGACAUGAUGGCGGCGGAGGUUGGCAGUGAGGAUAGCGGUGGAGGUGCAACUGAAAUGGUCCCUCGCCACUCGAGGGUACCUGGGAGACAGAACACAGGAGCUUCGGCAGUUAGUUCACUUGUUUCUUCCUCCUCGCACUUGCUCAGUAGUGCGAUGUCGCCUGGAUUGGGAUCUGGGCAUGUGUCUGUCUGUGGUUUAGCUAGUCUUAACAGGGGGCCUGACUUAGUGGGCGACGCCGCUGCCCCUUCUUUCUUCCCGCCGCUGCCAGCGCCUCCUCCCCUAUAUGGGGUCCUGGGUACGGUAGACGAAGCUGAUUCAGGAGCGGACGCCCCAGAGUACGAAGAAGAGGAGGUUGAGAUCCCGUUGACUGCUCCCCCCACUAACCAGUGGUAUCAUGGUAAAUUGGACCGUACAAUUGCUGAAGAGCGUCUUCGCCAGGCAGCAAGAUCUGGGAGUUACCUAAUCAGGGAGAGUGAUCGGAGGCCAGGUUCUUUCGUGCUGUCCUUUCUUAGUAAGACAAAUACUGUCAGCCAUUUCAGAAUCAUUGCUAUGUGUGGAGACUACUACAUUGGAGGACGACGAUUUUCUUCCCUCUCUGAUUUAAUAGGCUAUUAUAGCCACGUGUCCUGCUUGUUAAAAGGAGAGAAUUUGCUGUAUCCUGUCGCUCCACCAGAGCCUGUGGAGGACAGGAGGAGAGUACGAGCUAUUCUACCAUAUACCAAAGUACCAGACACAGAUGAACUAAGUUUCCUUAAAGGGGAUAUUUUUAUUGUUCACAAUGAACUUGAAGAUGGGUGGAUGUGGGCUGAAAACCUGCGGAGUAAUGAGCGGGGACUCAUUGUUGAGGAUCUAGUAGAAGAAGUGGGUCGAGAAGAAGAUCCACAUGAAGGCAAAGUCUGGUUCCAUGGGAAGAUAUCAAAACAGGAGGCCUACAACUUGCUAAUGACAGUUGGCCAGGUAUGCAGUUUUCUUGUGAGGCCAUCUGAUAACACUCCUGGUGAUUAUUCUCUCUUUUUUCGGACCACUGAAAACAUACAGCGCUUUAAAAUAUGCCCAACUGCUGGACAUCAGUUUAUGAUGGGAGGGCGGUACUAUGACAGUAUUGAUGACAUCAUUGAGCAUUAUAGGAAGGAGCAGAUAGUAGAAGGCUAUUUCCUCCAGGAUCCAAUACCAGUUCAGCACCAAGAACAAGUAUUAAAUGAUUCUGUAGAUGGAAGAGAAAUUUACAACACAAUCCGUCGCAAGACAAAAGAUGCAUUUUACAGAAAUGUACUAAAGAAGGGCUACCUCUUGAAAAAAAGCAAGAACAAGCGAUGGAAGAACUUGUAUUUUUUGCUUGAGGGGACCAAUGGUCAGCUGCUGUAUUUUGAGAAUGAAAGGCGACUUACGAGACCAAAGGGGUUAAUCGAUCUUACUGUCUGUUCUGUGUAUGGAGUUCACGAGAGUCUGUUUGGCAGGCCAAACUGCUUUCAAAUUGUGGUUCAGCACUUUAGUGAAGAGCACUAUAUUUUCUAUUUUGCUGCAGAAACACCAGAGCAAGCACAGGACUGGAUGAAGUGUCUACAGACAACGUGCAAUAAUCUGCGAAAACCAGCUCAGCCAUCUUCCAAUAAACGUCUUCGUCAGGUCAGUAGCUUGGUUUUGUAUGUUGAAGAGGCCCAUAAGCUUCCAGUGAAACACUUCAGUAACCCUUAUUGCACUAUAUCCUUGAACGCUGUACAAGUAGCCAAAACUCAUGCCAGAGAGGGACAGAAUCCUGUAUGGUCUGAAGAGUUUAUUUUUGAUGAUCUUUCAUCAGAUAUUAAUAGAUUUGAGAUAUGCCUCAGCAACAAAACAAAGAAAAGCAAAGAUGUUGAUAUCUUGUUUAUGCGUUGCCAGUUGAGCAAGUUGCAAAAGGGUCAGCUGACGGAUGAAUGGUUCCCUUUAAGUUCCCACAUUCCACUGAAAGGAAUUGAACCUGGGUCAUUACGAGUUCGAGCACGACACUCUAUGGAGAAAAUCAUGCCAGAAGACGAGUAUAACGAGUUUAAAGAGCUUAUUUUACAGAAGGAUUUGCAUGUGGUUUAUGCUCUUUCUCUUGUUUGUGGACAAGACCGAACACUGCUGGCCAGUAUUUUAUUAAGAAUAUUUAGACAUGAGAAGCUUGAAUCUGUGUUACUGAGAACACUAAAUGACAAAGAAAUAAGCAUGGAAGAUGAAGCUACUACUCUCUUCAGAGCAACUACUUUUGCAAGCACACUUAUGGAGCAGUACAUGAAAGCAACAGCAACUGUUUUUGUUCAUCAUGCACUGAAGGACACUAUUCUAAAGAUCAUGGAUAGCAAACUGUCAUGUGAGUUAAAUCCUUCAAAGUUGGAAAGGAACGAAGAUGUGAACACUAACCUCACUCACCUGCUAAAUAUACUUUCAGAGCUGGUGGAGAAGAUUUUCAUGGCUUCAGAAAUUCUGCCUCCGACAUUGAGGUACAUUUAUGGCUGUUUACAGAAGUCUGUCCAGCAGAAAUGGCCUAACAAUGCAACCAUGAGGACCAGAGUUGUUAGUGGCUUUGUUUUCCUACGGCUGAUCUGUCCUGCUGUACUAAAUCCAAGAAUGUUUAAUAUUAUUUCAGAUCCCCCUUCUGUCACUGCUGGAAGAACACUGACUUUAGUUGCUAAAUCUGUGCAAAACUUAGCAAACUUAGUAGAAUUUGGAGCCAAGGAGCCAUACAUGGAAGGCGUGAAUUCAUUCAUCAAGAGCAACAGGAAUCGCAUGAUCAUGUUUUUAGAUGAGUUGGGGAACAUCCAUGAACUUCCAGAAGGUACAGAUGGUUUUAAGACAGACAUGCCACGUGACUUGGCAGCUUUGCAUGAAAUAUGUGCUACUCAUUCUGAUGAGCUCCGGAAACUUAGCAAAGAACAAGGUGCUCAGCAGCAUGCCCUGAAGAAACUUCUGGCUAUCACAGAGCUCCUCCAGCAGAAACAAAAUCAGUAUUCAAUGUCAAAUAGCAUCAGGUAGCAGCUUGCUUUCCAAAACUCUGCAUGGAUCCAGCAUGGCCAAGUCGGCAGUUCUUAGCAGUGUCACCUUGUACCUGGUCUUAAAAGAAGAGAGUAGCACACAUCUGUCAAAUUCCCAGUGACAUGUGAACUAUGCAAAUAUAAAGGAGACAUUCACUGGUGUCCGCACCAGUAGAUUUUGAAAGCUGUUUGUGCCAGAGGACACUUUUUUAGUUAAACUCUGUCACUGCCAGUCUCUGAGCCUUGGUGUGUUUUAUCACCUUUCACAAAACUAAGUGCUGUGACCAUACUUUUAAAGUGUUUUCAGUUUGCCAGAUUGCCAAAGUUACCAGACAAAGAGUACAGUCAACUGACAUCCUAGAAGAAACACAUUGAACCUUCUGACAAUUUUAUUAUAACUGGAGUACAGGCUAUAUGCUUUUUAUACUGUAAUUUGUGACUGAUUCAUUUUUACUGCUGUUACAGGUUAUUCAUUGUUGCUCAGAUGUUAAAAAUGUAUUUACAAAAUACAGACUCAUUUAGAAAGAGAGAGUUUUGCUACAGACUUUUGUUUUAUAUUCUGAAAAAAAAAGUGCUGAAUGAAAAUCACAAAUUCCAAAAGAUGUGCAGAAGGAAUCACAUCAGCUUUUUUUGUAUUGUGCAAAUAAAAUCUGAUCUGUGUAAUUAUAGUGCUUGGUCAAAUAAGGUCUUCCCUCAAGGACAAUACAGUAUAUACUGGCAGUCACUUAAUCAAAAAAGCUUUCUAUGUAAAAUGUUUACAGUAGUAAAUAAUUUGAAUAGUUUAGUAAUUUUAUUGAUUAUAUCAACAUUGCAUGUACUUAUUAAAACAUUUUUUGUAAAGUAA
This is a messenger RNA of Protopterus annectens (West African lungfish), 4334 nucleotides long. RefSeq names its product RAS p21 protein activator 1 (gene RASA1). Gene Ontology annotation, biological process: regulation of GTPase activity. Bases 501 to 3491 code for a protein of 996 amino acids. The transcript is spliced from 25 exons. Lineage: Eukaryota; Metazoa; Chordata; Ceratodontiformes; Protopteridae. The record is from RefSeq and is a predicted model, not a curated record. Gene Ontology annotation, molecular function: protein binding.